This is a messenger RNA of Batrachochytrium dendrobatidis JAM81, 3038 nucleotides long. RefSeq lists its product as uncharacterized. The coding region runs from base 1 to 2910 and encodes 969 amino acids. The transcript has 3 exons. Lineage: Eukaryota; Fungi; Chytridiomycota; Chytridiomycetes; Rhizophydiales. The record is from RefSeq and is a predicted model, not a curated record.
AUGCCCCCACAUACACAGUACGGUGCUGGCGGUAGUCGCCGUCCACAUUUCUACCCUGACAAAAUGUCAUAUAGCAAGGCCGGUGCUCAAGCCUCUAAUGCAUCCAACAAUGUCGUCUCUGCUCUACCUGCUCUGUGCGCCAUUGACACUGCUACAAGUACACACAGUCUUUCAAAAAAAUUAACUCGAGCCUCUGUCUCGCCAAUACGUACUUUGUCUGAUUGCCAUCCACAGCAGAUCUGCUUGUCUGCUAUACCAUUAAAUGAACUUUCUUCGCCCCCCGCCGUCAACAAUCGGCAAUCCAACACACUAUGCAAGUCGUAUUCUGCCAUUCACUCCACCAUGCCCAAUACUGCUUCAACCUAUGCCUCGGUUGCUCCAGCCUCUCCUUCCAGUCUGAUUGGCGCAGAUGAUCGCUGUGCAUUUGAUGAGGACGAAGACUAUGAGAAUCAAGAGCCUUCUAGCGCUUACUCCCCGCGUGCAUUAUCAUUGCCUGGCUCUUCAUCAUGGCUCUAUAAAGAUGGCAGUGGAUAUUGCAAUGAGAUUGUUCAUACCCCUGUUCGUCACACUGCGGGCCGUCGCCGAAGCCUCGCCAACUCCGCCUUGGUCAAUGUAAAUGUAUCGACAGCAGCAAAAUCCAGCACCAUUUCCAGACGCCUGCCAACACGCUCUCCAUACGACUCGUCUGAACUGGACAUACUGAUGGAUCACAUGGUGCAUCCUUCAGAUGUACUUCAACCACCCCAUCGGCAAUCGGCGCAACAAUCAAGGGUCACAAAUUGUGUUCAAAAUCAAGCAGCCUGCUCUACUUUUUACAACAACAGUGUUACAUGCGCAAGCUCCGAACAGGGAAAAGCCAGCCCAGUCACUCAUUGUGCACUUGUUUUACCAAAAGAUAUGUCUGAGAUGGAUACUGACGACUAUGGCUGUGCGCUGGCGGAUAGCGAUGGAAACAGCGAGGCGGACAGUCUCACAUCUACAGAUGAUGAUGCAGAAACAGCUGUGAAUGACGUUUCCAUGUCUAGUUCUUGCUUGGAUAAAUCGUAUAUAAUGUCUUUACUAGAAGAUGCACCCACGGCUGUUGUAAACACCACCUCCACUUCAUUUUACGAAGAUGAUUUAGAUACUGGCUACGAUCAUGACGAUUUUGAAAUGGACUGUACCUUUAUGGAUGGAUUACUUAUUUCCGGAUCUUUAUCAUCUUCUUUGACGCCAUCAUUGGAGCAAACCAAGGUUUUUUGUUCUACUCCGUGCACAAAGCGAGAAUCCAAUGCGUCCAUGGUGACGGUAGACAAAGCGGCAGGGCCACGAACAUCAAUAUCUUCCAUAACUACCCUUCGACGAGACUCUAUAGAUCCUUCUGAUCAGUCAUCUGUGUACCAAUAUGAUUCGCUGGAUUGGUCUGGUCUUCCAGAAAUUUUAUCUAUUAUUGACGAUUCAGACUUUGUCAUUAGCCCUCAUUUGUCCUAUCGAGAUCUUAUUGAUGAAAUGGAUAAGACUGAUGAUGAUGCAGUGAACCAUUGUUCCAAAAACCAUGGUUUAUCCGCCGAGUAUGAUUUAAGCACCACGAGACUUGAUUUGGACCGGCAAACGAAUCGAUCUUCCAACUCUCAAUCACAAAAUGGUGAGAGGAAAUUUGUACAUUCAUGCGUCUCUGAUCUCUCUCAAUCUUCAUUAAAUAAGAGCCUCGAGUCGAAAAGCCAACAGUCUGCUUCAGAUCAUGUGGGUUUGCAUAGCGGAGUUUGGGAAUUGAGCGACAGUGUAACGACAAACUAUAAACCCCACUGCACCAACAGUAUUGUAGCAAAACGACCAAGGAAUGAUGAUUUAAAUGGAGAUUGUACAGAGUCGGGCGUUCGACCCGUUCGUCGUCGUCAUCAGCUGCAUUCAGCGCAGACUACUCAUCAACAUCACUCGUGGUCUAUCACUGCUCAAUCGCUGCCCUCCGAUCUCACAGUUGAUAAAUCUUUACUUUCAUCUGGUCUCUGUCCUGACAAAAGCUCAUGUGACUCGACAGCACUAGCUAAACCAGCCCUGAGCUAUUUAGAUGAUAGUGCAUGUCUGCUGGAAUUAUUUGGGCCAGAUACGGCAGAUUUAACUAAAUUGGUUGCUGAUUCUUCUCUCAGUGGUAGCAUACCUCUGGAUAUUACAUAUGUCCCGCCAUGGUAUCAACCAUCAUCGCCAUUGGCACAACCAUGUAUUUUGCUUGAAACUGAUAGGGCGACCACAUCUGGUACCACUCGCUCUCUGUGUGCAGUAUGUGCAAAAACUCCUACGAAAGCUGCUUCGUUGUGCUGCCAACAGGUUGGACAGCAACUGUUUAGUGAACUAUUGGCUAUUGCAGUUGCUAAGCCGCGACAUCAGCAAAUCGUUACAGAGGCUCUUCAAGACAUCAUGACCUGCAAUAUUUCUGAUCAGUCGUUAUUAGCAUCAUCUUUGCUGGUUCAACCUUCUUUGCCACAACUCUCAACAUCUACGCCAUCUCCGAAAUCAAGUGCUUUAAAAAAUAUGAACCUUCACAAUAAUAUAGCGACAGCUACACAUAUCCUAACAACCCAUACAUCCAGCAAGCCAGCUUCGCCCACAAUGUCCCUAUACAAUCGAUCCAAUGCAUCUUUUUCUUCGGAAACUAUUUUGACACAUCUGUUACCCACUCCUGCACAAGCUUCCAAUAAUUUUUGGCUGCCGUUUACCUCGUCUCAACUAUACCAGCAUAUUCAGCCAUAUAUCCCCAACAUUGCAUUUCCCUCCGCGUAUUCUCGAUUCAACUACGUUGAAAAUACCGAAGUGGAUAGUUGGAUUCAAAUGCCUGACAAUAUCGAAAAGAUCAGAUGCAGUCCAUCCAAGGUUAUUUCCAAGAAUUUCCAAGACCAUACAUAUACACGUCAGUCAAGGAGACUUGAUGUUUAAAUUUUAAAAGGGGUUUUAAACCUCAUGGUUUAUACCAGUGCUUACUUUUCAAACAUUCAAAUACAACGCCUUGUCUAUAUUGGAUGUCUGAUGGCUUUUGCCGAAUACAUUUUUUGAGAAUUCUAUCU